Molecule: messenger RNA, 939 nt
Organism: Hyphopichia burtonii NRRL Y-1933
Lineage: Eukaryota; Fungi; Ascomycota; Pichiomycetes; Serinales; Debaryomycetaceae
Gene: MIR1
Product: Mir1p
Exons: 1
Coding region: 1-939 (312 amino acids)
Biological process (GO): mitochondrial phosphate ion transmembrane transport
Cellular component (GO): mitochondrial inner membrane
Molecular function (GO): phosphate transmembrane transporter activity
Source: RefSeq, a predicted model, not a curated record
AUGGCUGCUCCUGUUCCUCCUGUUGCUGCUACUCCAGCUUUACCUCAAUAUAGUGUUGCUGACUAUGCUUCUUUUGGUUUAGCCGGUGCCAUUGGUUGUGGUGUUACUCACGGUGCUAUGACUCCAAUUGAUGUUAUUAAAACCAGAAUUCAAUUAGAACCAACUGUUUAUAAUAAAGGUAUGGUUGGAUCUUUAAGACAAAUUGUUUCCACCGAAGGUGCUGGUGCUCUUUUAACUGGUUUAGGACCAACUGUUUUAGGUUACUCUUUACAAGGUACUUUCAAAUUUGGUGGUUACGAAUUAUUCAAGAAGACUUUUAUUGAACAAAUUGGUUACGAAACUUCUAAGAAAUAUAAAAACAGUAUUUACAUUGGUUCUGCUGCCAUGGCUGAAUUCGUUGCUGAUAUUGCUUUAUGUCCAUUAGAAGCUACUAGAAUUAGAUUGGUUUCUCAACCAUCUUUUGCUAAUGGUUUAGUUGGUGGUUUCUCUAGAAUUUUAAAAGAAGAAGGUUUAGGUUCUUUCUACAAUGGUUUCACUCCAAUUUUAUUCAAACAAAUUCCUUAUAAUAUUGCUAAAUUCUUGGUUUACGAAAGAGCUGCUGAAGCCAUUUAUGCUGCUGUUCCAACUCCAAAGAAAGAUUUAUCUACUUCUGCCGUUACCGGUAUUAACUUGGGUGCUGGUAUCAUUGCCGGUUGUGCUGCUGCCAUUGUUUCUCAACCUGCUGAUACUUUAUUAUCUAAAGUUAAUAAAACCAAAAAGGCUCCAGGUCAAUCUACCGUUGGUUUAUUAGCCCAAUUAGCUGGUCAAUUAGGUUUCCGUGGUUCAUUUGCUGGUUUACCAACCAGAUUGAUUAUGGUUGGUACUUUAACCUCUUUACAAUUCACCAUUUACGGUUCUUUAAAACAAGUUUUAAACUGUCCAAAAGGGGUUGAAUUAUAA